This is a messenger RNA of Ilyonectria robusta, 2046 nucleotides long. Its product is annotated as heterokaryon incompatibility protein-domain-containing protein. NCBI's taxonomy places the organism in Eukaryota, Fungi, Ascomycota, Sordariomycetes, Hypocreales, Nectriaceae. The record is from RefSeq and is a predicted model, not a curated record. The transcript has a single exon. The coding region runs from base 20 to 1978 and encodes 652 amino acids.
CUCGUCCACUCCCGUCGUCAUGUGGCUGCUCGACGCGAAAUCUGUGCGACUUGACCGUAUAGACGACGAGAAUCAAGUCCCACCGUAUGCAAUUCUCUCGCAUACAUGGGCUAAUGACGAAAUAUCAUUCCAGGAGAUGAGAGCUGCUGAUACUGUCACCGAUUUAACGACAAAAGCCGGAUGGUUGAAGAUAGAAAAUGCCUGCCGAUUAACCUUGGAAUAUGGACUCAGCUAUGUCUGGAUCGACACCUGUUGCAUCGACAAAUCCAGUAGCGCUGAAUUGCAAGAAGCCAUCAACUCCAUGUUCAAAUGGUACGAAUAUGCAGCCAUAUGCUUUGCUCACCUUGCCGAUGUGUCUGCAAACGAAGAUCACACCGACGAGGGGUCCGCCUUUCACAGAUGCCGUUGGUUCAAGAGAGGCUGGACGCUACAAGAGCUACUUGCUCCAACUGAAAUCGUCUUUUAUGAUAAAUGUUGGAAACCAAUCUCUCCCAAGGCACUACUUCAAGACAUAAUUGGGAGCGUCACAGGCAUCAAGACGUUGUAUCUCAGACCUACGAAUGGAUCUGGAGGCGCAUACGAGAGGCUAUCAAGCGCAAGUAUCGCGGAAAGAAUGUCUUGGGUGGCUGAAAGGGAAACGACACGGCCAGAAGAUUUGGCCUAUUGUCUCCUUGGCAUUUUCGAUAUUAACAUGCCUAUGCUCUAUGGAGAAGGUAUUAAAGCAUUCCAAAGGCUGCAAGAAGAGAUUAUGAGAGUCAAUGACGACAGCUCCAUACUCAGUUGGGGGUAUCAAGAACUAUGCAGUGAUUGGCGCCUAGACCCGGCUUCCAUUCUUGCGCCGCACCCCUCAUUUUUCAGGAAUUGCCGGGAUAUUAGGCCUUGUGCACUUAAGGGCUUCAAUUCAGCUUCAUUCACGAUGAACCAAAGGGGGCUACAGAUGAAAGUUCCUGUGCGGGCCGACUUGACACAUAAACAACUUGUGUACAUUAUUUUGGGUUGCGCGCCUCGCUCGGAGAGAGAAUGGUCUAUUCAAGAAGACGACUCGCAGUCUUUUGUGGCGAUACCAUUGGUCUCCACAAGCGCCUGCGACCAAUUACGGAUGCAUGGUGUACCUCAGAAGGGAGAGUACCUACGGCCGAACUGGUGCAGGCCGGCUCUUGUCUCCGAAGAAUUCCUGGAGCAGGCGGAACCGAAGGAGCUAGUUAUUCGACGACCCUCCGAGCAACAUCAGAAAUUUCGGGAAUUGCCCCUAGCCCUUGCAUGCCCUCCCAUUCCGAAUAAUGGUUAUACCAUAAUCGGGACUUACCCACCUCAACCGAUAGGAGGUCAAUUCACUUCUAUUCUCCAAUACCCCUCGCAUCAAAUAGCCCCUUGGGCUAGGAAUAUCCAACGAUCAUUCGAAGUUGAACAGAAAACUGGGACAACCAACAUCAAGCCAUUCUUGGUCCAUUCUGAAGAAGAUCAGAGAAUGAUUCACAUUAGGAUUCCAUCGCUUGGGGCAUUUCUUGUCGUCUUUGAUUAUAAGGCAGUGGUGUCGACCAUAGGUCCCAUUCCUAUCUGGCAGCGCCCUAUUAUCGAUUGCCGUGUUUUUCACUUUCCGGAACCUUUUCGCUUGGAAGCCUUACAUAGGCUAGUCAUAACCCAGGAUUUCACUCACCUCAAAGAAUUGGACCACCAGUGCAAGGGAGAGCGUUACAUUUUUGGAUUUGGUAAUCACACUGAGAUAUAUCUGGAAAUUGAACUAUCCAAUAUGGAGAAUGCAUCUCAAAUUACAGAUAUUUAUAUUCGGGUUGUUCUUUCAAGGAACCGUCGCUAUAUCGAGCUGCUGGAUAUGCCGGAAGAUACUUUGUUGAGCUGGAUAGACCGACGGAGGAGAAGGGCACAGGUCAAUCGCCAGACCAGUCAGAAGAUUCAUGAAUCUGUCCAGCGAACUUUGCGUGGAAUCUUUCCAAGAUAUAUGGGACCAUCUAAUCGAUAGUGAAGAAACACGGCUGAGCUUACAUUUUGUGAAGGACGAACUUGGUUGAAUUUAUGUACUGCAGCUGC